This is a messenger RNA of Sorex araneus (European shrew), 15901 nucleotides long. It is a transcript of the gene CNTN1, whose product is annotated as contactin 1. Gene Ontology annotation, biological process: cell-cell adhesion; brain development. The record is from RefSeq and is a predicted model, not a curated record. NCBI's taxonomy places the organism in Eukaryota, Metazoa, Chordata, Mammalia, Eulipotyphla, Soricidae. Bases 427 to 2307 code for a protein of 626 amino acids. Gene Ontology annotation, molecular function: cell-cell adhesion mediator activity. The transcript is spliced from 16 exons.
AGUCGGCUCAGAUAGUUUCUUGCUUGAAGUGACUGCAGUGAAAUGCCUAAUAUUUUCUGGCAUAGAAGCAGCAUUGACCAGGGACAGCUGAAUUUGGAAGACGUAAUCUCUUCAGCUCCAAGCAUAGAAAGCUUUAUUUGAAAGUCCUGCUCUACAGAGAGUCAGCUCGUCCAACCUGCCCUCCCGGAAGGUUGGCUGGAGGAUGGGGGCAGUGGCUGUGCCUCCCUCUGAGCUCGCUGCUUGAAGUCCUUUUAACUUGCUUUCUGCACCAGGGAAGAGGCUUAUUGUGUUUAUUCAAAUGUCCAAUUUACAGUAAAUAUUUACCCAGAGGGCAGUUGAAUGAAUAUAUGAGGCAUCUAAUAUUAUCCAAUUGCCCUAGCUAACUUCUUUUUAAAAAAAUCAACUUUAAGUUUUACUGAAUACAAGAUGAAAAUGUGGCUUAUGAAUAUUCAUCUUAUGAUAUCUGUAACAGUAUGCCUAUCAGAGUUUUCAUGGCACAGACGAUAUGGUCAUGGAGUUUCUGAGGAAGACAAAGGAUUUGGACCAAUAUUUGAGGAGCAGCCUAUCAAUACCAUUUAUCCAGAGGAGUCACCGGAAGGAAAGGUUUCAUUAAAUUGUAGGGCACGAGCCAGCCCUUUCCCAGUUUACAAAUGGAGAAUGAAUAAUGGAGAUGUUGAUCUGACAAGUGAUCGGUACAGUAUGGUAGGAGGAAACCUUGUUAUCAACAACCCUGACAAACAGAAAGAUGCUGGAAUAUACUACUGUUUAGCAUCAAAUAGCUACGGGAUGGUUAGAAGCACCGAGGCAACCCUGAGCUUUGGAUAUCUUGAUCCCUUCCCACCUGAGGAGCGUCCUGAGGUCAAAGUAAAAGAAGGAAAAGGGAUGGUACUUCUUUGUGAUCCUCCAUACCAUUUCCCAGAUGAUCUUAGCUAUCGCUGGCUUCUAAAUGAAUUCCCUGUAUUUAUCACAAUGGAUAAACGAAGAUUUGUUUCCCAGACAAAUGGCAAUCUCUACAUUGCAAACGUAGAGGCAUCAGACAAAGGCAAUUAUUCUUGCUUUGUUUCCAGUCCUUCUAUUACGAAGAGUGUAUUCAGCAAAUUUAUCCCACUCAUCCCAUUACCAGAACGAACAACAAAACCAUACCCUGCUGAUAUCGUAGUUCAAUUCAAGGACAUAUAUACACUAAUGGGCCAAAAUGUGACUUUAGAGUGUUUUGCCCUUGGAAAUCCUGUCCCUGAUAUUCGAUGGCGGAAAGUCCUAGAACCAAUGCCAAGCACUGCUGAGCUCAGCACCUCUGGGGCUGUCCUCAAGAUUUUCAAUAUUCAGUUAGAAGAUGAAGGAAUAUAUGAAUGUGAAGCUGAAAACAUUAGAGGAAAGGACAAACACCAAGCGAGAAUUUACGUUCAAGCAUUUCCUGAGUGGGUAGAACAUAUCAAUGACACAGAAGUGGACAUAGGCAGUGAUCUCUAUUGGCCUUGUAUAGCCACAGGGAAGCCCAUUCCUGGAAUCCGAUGGUUGAAAAAUGGAUAUCCGUAUCAUAAAGGUGAAUUGAGACUAUAUGAUGUGACUUUUGACCAUGCUGGAAUGUACCAGUGCAUAGCUGAAAACACACAUGGAGCUAUUUAUGCAAAUGCAGAGUUGAAGAUCUUGGCUUUGGCUCCAACUUUUGAAAUGAAUCCCAUGAAGAAAAAGAUUCUGGCUGCUAAAGGAGGAAGAGUUAUAAUUGAAUGCAAACCUAAAGCUGCACCUAAGCCAAAAUUUUCAUGGAGUAAAGGGACAGAAUGGCUUGUUAAUAGCAGCAAAGUACUCAUUUGGGAAGAUGGCAGUUUGGAAAUUAAUAACAUUACAAGGAAUGAUGGUGGUAUCUAUACAUGCUUUGCAGAAAAUAAUAGAGGGAAGGCUAAUAGCACAGGGACUCUUGUUAUCACAGAUCCCACACGAAUUAUAUUGGCCCCAAUUAAUGCCGAUGUAACUGUUGGAGAAAAUGCCACCAUGCAAUGUGCUGCCUCAUUUGAUCGUUCCUUGGAUCUUACAUUUGUUUGGUCCUUCAAUGGCUAUGUGAUUGAUUUUAACAAAGAAAAUACUCAUUACCAGCGGAAUUUUAUGCUGGAUGCCAAUGGGGAACUACUCAUUCGAAAUGCCCAACUCAAGCAUGCUGGGAGAUACACGUGCACAGCCCAGACAAUUGUGGACAAUUCGUCAGCUUCCGCUGAUCUUGUUGUAAGAGGUAAAAACAGAAAAGGUGGCGAGAAAAACAAAGUGGAUCCUUUUCUCCCUGUCUGUGCAAGCCUCCCUCCAACCUGGUGAUCGUUGACAUUCACCAUUUAUGUGAAACUUUUUUAUUAACAUGACAUAUUAGGUUUUACUAAUUAACUCAAUCUUGUAGUUUAUAGAUUUUUGCCUCCAUCUAGUUUUUAGAAACCAUGUUUUUCUUCUAAAACCUUUAAACAUACUUUGAGAAGAAAUAAACUUAAAUAUAUAAUGUACAGCUUCACUAACAUCUGAAAUAUGACUAGUGAAGUAACAGAAAAUAUUAUGUAAUGAUCAAGUGAGAUUUUUGUAUUUCCAAGUUCUGUUUUUCUUUGAAAUUGUGUUUCUCAGAAAUCACUAUUAUAUGAUUUUUUUGAACUGCAAAUUGUAAUACAUGAAUACUGGUACUGUUUGAUUUACUCAAGCAGGUAAUGAAAUAUGUUGUGAAAUUCACUAAUGACCCAUUAUAACUAAAAUGUAAAAUAAGAAACACUACUUUAGAGACUUUUCGUAAAAACUUUCCUUGGAAUGGAUGAAUGAAAAGUAGGCUUGCUAGGGCUUUGUAGGGACUUUCCAACAAUUUCAGGAAUUGGAAAAUAAAAACAGACAGUAUAGGGAAAAUGUUAUCUCAGUAAUAAGAUUUAAGUGAAGAUGACUAAGACAACUGAUAAUAUGCAUAUAUGUGUAUGUACAUAUAUAUAUUCUCUUACUAUUAAACUACUUGUAAUUUUUUCUUUGGGGAGGAAAGUUUAAAGGAAUACAUUAAAUUUUAUAUAUAUUAUAUAUACAUACAUAUACAUAACUUUCUGAUACUGCUUAAAGUCUAUUGCCUGAAAAUGCCUUUCAUUUUUCCCCUGUGAUAGGAGAGACAUAUCUAAAAUCCCUGCUUCCUUACAAAUAGUUUUUCUGAUCUUAAAUAGGCCUAUCCUGAGGACUGAGGUGUUGCUGUCAUUGAUCUUUUAAUGAUUUUUUGGUCAACAAUAAAUUGUGUAUAUUACAGAGGUUUCAAUAAGCUAUACCAUGUAGCCGAGGUGAUGCUAUACAAUCUGUGUUUGAAUAAUUAAUUACACUUUUCUAUAUUAUCACAAUGACAAAAUUUUCCAAAGACCUACUUCUCAUAUCAUAUUCCCAUUUUAAGGGCUAAAUGAUUGUAUAGAGCUUUCUUAUUUAAUAACCCUAAUAUCCAGAUCUAUAUUUGAAGAUUUUUAAGAAAAGAUUUGAGGGAUAGAAAUAUUACUUAACUCUAUAUAACUGUAUAUAAUUUGUUGAUAGUUUAUAGAAUAAAUAUCUCAAUAAUUUUUAUUUCUAUUUGCUGUUAAACUUUUUAUUUUUUGUCUCAGUUAUUUUCUCAGAAGGUAUUAUUAUAGAAUUUAGACUGCAUCCAGGUAAAUUUGCAUUUUAAUGGCAUUUAAAACUAGCUUGAGGACAUUCAUGCAUCAGUAAGUAUCACCAUGGAGACACACACACAAGUCAUCAUUGUAGACAUCCUUUUAGAUAUUCUAUUAGUAAAAGUAUAAAAGACUAGAUAGGUUUACCAUUUUAAAAGAAAGUAUAAAAACUAAAAAUGAAAAUGCAUUACAAGCAUAGCUAGAAUUAGAAAGUGAGAGCCUUUUGGGGUAAAUUUCAAGUGUCAAGUUGAAUUAUGCAAUUUUAGUCAUCUCACUUUAUCCAAAUUUCUAGUUAAGAUCUGAAUUUAGAGAUCCAAGUGAUAGUACAGAGGUAAGGAUGUUUUCUGUGCACACAGCUGACCCCUGUUGAACUCCAGCCCCCUAGAGGGUUCUCCUAACCUGCCAAUAGUGAUCCCUGAGCAUAGAGCCAGGAGUUAGCACUGAUGGGAAGAUUUGAAUCCAUAUUAAUCAACAUUAGAUAUAAUAAAGCAGUAAUGUUCUAAGAUGGUAAAAAUAUGUGGCAGUUUCAUAUUAGUAGUUUUAAAUCCAAAAAUCUACAAAUAGUGAUUUGUAUUUUUAUAACAUAGAGUCUUAACUAAUUUGUAUUGUAAGAAUGAGUGUAAAAUAAAAGGACUUUAGUUAACAUAUUAAGAAUAUAUUAGCUGCUCAUAUGUAAACCAAUGCUUUUUCAGUUGUUUUAAUUUCAUGUUCUUUUUUCAAAUAGACAGUAAUAUUUUUCCAAGACUUUUGUUUCCCUAUUCAAACAUUUAUUAAAAGUUGCUACUUUAGUGAAACUAAAAUGAACCACAGAAUGUUUUACUUUUAAUUACUAGCUGGAAAAUUCUAAGUGGAAAGAUAAUUUUGCUAGGAUCCUGCUUUUAUCAGUUCCAGAAUAUCAAAAGUUUCUAAAUGGUUAAAAAGAAUAUCUUCAAGAAAUUCAAGAAGUGAAUAUCUUGAACAGACACAUUUCUUUUUAUUGUUGAUGGUGAGGUUGGGGACUUCCCAAGCAGUGCUCAAAUAGCCUGUUUGGGUGCCUCUCACCGCAGUGUGCUGCCAACUGGCCUUGUGGUUCUAUCACAAGGGUCUCAGAAAUCCACAGGCUCUAUAGUGCCACGGAUUAUCUAGAUCACCAAGAUGAGGGUGGAGGUCUCCAGGGAUACAAACAGAUGUUUGGCACUAUAGACUGAGCUGGGGACCACUGCAUGCAAGACAAGUGCCUUUACUUGCAGUUGAUCAAUAGGUGAUGACUCAAUGUUAGGGAAUGAGAGUGCAAGUAUACACUACUGUGCAGAGGACCACCAGGUGCCAAGGAGCUUCCAGGGCCACUUCCUGGUGGACUGGGGGGGUGUGGUUUGCAUAUGGUGCUGGAAUUUUUGUGCCUAGCAGAUGCUUUAUUGAGCAAUCUCAUUGGUCCCAUAAUACUAUUUUUAAAUAAUUAUAUUAUUGAAAAAUUGGCCCAAAUGACAAAUUGAAUCCAAAUUCUAAAGUGACAGUGGUCUGUUCAUCCAGGCUUGUGUUUCUUAAUCUUUAAAUUAGAGAAAAACAAUAGCAAAUAAAUAACAAAUAAACAGCAAGUUAAAUAGGGAAAAUAAUAGCAAAUGUACUAUUUGUCUCUUGAUAAGAAUUAUAAAAGAUUCUAUGAUAUCUUUCAUGUGACAUAAUAAAGAUUCAAUAGCAUGCAUUACUUUUUAAAAUAUACAAAAUUACUUUUACUUCAUUUUUUCUUUUCAUAUAUUUGGUUUGGGGGCCAUACCCAGCAACGAUCAGGGCUUACUUCUGUCUGUGUGCUCAGGGAUCACUCACUUCUGAUGAGGCUCUGGGGACCAUCUACUGUACAAGAAAUUGAACCCUGGUUGACCACAUGCACGGCAAGCACCCUCCCACUGUACUAUUCCUCCAGUCCCCUUUCUUUUCUUUUUUUUUUUUUUUUUUAAUUUUAUUGAAUCACCAUGUGGAGGGUUACAUAGUUCUCAGGAUUAUGUCGGUUAUACAAUUCUCAAACACCCUUCACUUCACCAGUGCCCAUCUUCCAUCACCAACCCCCCCAGUAUACCUGCCGCCCCCUCCCACCUCCCCAGUCCCAACCCUUGCACAUGAUAUGUUUCACUUCGUUUACGCCUUAUUUCGAUUACAUUCCAUGUUUCGAUACACAACUCACUACCGUUGUUGGGGUUUCCCCCAAAAAAGAAAAGCAGUCCUAUUGCCAAGGAGGCAUUUGAUAGUUCUCCAUUGCUAAGAAUAUAGAGAUAUUAAGUCCCGCUGUUUGUUACAUAGUUUUUCUUUUUCCCCCUUGCCCCGCGCCACCGAGUUCACGCCUGUUUUAGUAAUCGCCACGCUGCCUGACAAGGGAAAAAAACCGAAAAGGAUGGUUAUUUCCCGUCAUCAGCAGGCGUGGGGCUCUGGCUUAGUUGAUAGACUAGUAGAGUGUCUCCAAGCAGUCUCUGGACCCGAAGGUCUUGCGCUGGUAUCGGCUCCGGCUCGAGAUUCCACCAGCGUCCCGCUGUUCCUUGUACAUAAUUUUUCCCCUUAUAUCCCAUUCCCACGCCACCAGGUCUGCUUGCUUAAUGGACAUCACACUGUAGUUGAUGACACACCGCGUUUCUUCCCGAGAAAGAAGAAAAUUUCUUCUCAACCGGCGUGGGGAUAUAGCUUAGUUCAGUCUAGUGAGAUGGCUACCACUUUGAUUGCCUUCAAUAUUUCAGCAACAGACUUACUAUUAGGAUCUCCCACAAAAGUCCGCCCCAUUAGAAAGGAACCAUUACAUAUUGCUCAUACUAAGAUGACAUUAGGUUUUGGGUUUCUGUAUAAAGUCCAGGGAAAGUACAACCAGAAAUAACAUCACUACAAACUUUUACCCUUUUAUGGUGCUCAUAAGAUGGAGAAACCUAGAGAGAGGCUCGGCGUCUCCCUUUUGCGCUCAGGAAAACCGCGGCCCCUGCGCUGUGCUCAGGAGGGAGGAGUUGAGAGAGAGACAGGUUAAAAGAAUUGGGGGAUGCCCGGGUCCCACUGCUUCAGCACGCCGUGGGGUCUCUGGUCCCAUGCCGGAAUUAGUUCAGUGGGCUGCUUGGGGUCCGAGGGCGCUCCCUCGGGCCCCUCCAUCGUGCUCACUCCACAGCCGGGUCCAAAAGCUCCCCUUUCUUUUUAUUUCUGAUUUUUUUGGCUACGCCUGAAGGUGCUCAGUGCUGCUCCCACACUAUACUCAGGAUCAAGCCUGGUAAUUCCUGGUAAUGUUUGAAGUACCAAGUGUAGUGGUGGGGAAUCAAACUGCUUGAGAGCAUGAAAGGAAAGCACCUUACCCCUGUAUCUCUCUGGCUCUAACUUCCUUCAUUAAUCUAAAACAAGUAUAUAGCAAUAAUCAUGUUGUGAGUUCAUAACUCAAUUUUGAAAUACAGACAAAUCUAAGAAAAUGAUAGUGUAAACUCAUCAGUGUUCAGGUAAUUCUUUGGAAAGAUUUUGCAGACAUUGCAUAUAAAUAGCAUCAUAUGACUUCUAAUUUUUUAAAUUUUUAUUGGGGGAGAGAGUUAGGUACACCCAUUUUUGCAUAGCUACUUUUGCUGACUCUGUGCUCAGGAGUGAGAGUGAUUGCUGAUGGUGGUUGGGGGACUACAUACAGUACUUGGAGGAAUACAUGUAGUGCUGGAGAUCAAACUGGAACCAGUAAUAUGUGAAGCAACCACCUUACCUCCUGUACUGUCUUUCCAGCCUAUAAUCAUGUUUAACUGAUCCUUUUUUUUUUUAUCUCAGCCCCGGGUCCCCUGCAUCUUAUAGCCUACUUCUCCCUCUGGGAGAACCUGGCAAGCUACUGCGAGUUUCCUGCCCACAUGAGAGAGCCUCGCAAACUCCCCAUGGUGUGUUCAUAUGCCAAAACCAGUAACAAUGCUGGGUCUCAUUCUCAUUCCCCUGUCCCUCAAAGAGCCUCCAAUGCGGCAUCAUUGGGAAGGACGAGUAAAGAGAGGCUCCUAAAAUCUCAGGGCUAGGACAAAUGGAGAUGUCACUGAAACUGCUCGAGAAAUUUAAUGAUCAAUGGGAUGAUGAUGAUGAUGAUGAUUUUUUUUUAUCAUUUUGGUGAAAAGAACAAAUAUACAGUUUUUCAGAAAAUCCAGUUACUUGUACUGACUAGAUGAGUGUGUGUUUGUGUUUGUUCACAAAAGUAUGUGUGAGCACUCUUGCUGCCGCAUGCAUUCAGUGGCCGUGAGCCCCUUUCCCCAUCCUGGCCAGCAGCUGCCAAUGAAGGAGGGAACAGGAUUUCCAAGCUGGUUGGUGAUCAGUUGCAGUUUAAUCUCCUUCCCACUCUUUAUUCCAUUUUCCCGGCAUGCCUCUUCCAUUCUUUCAGUGGAGUGCCACAUUCCAGUUUCAUAUUGCCCCUCCUCCUGUCCUUCAUGCUAGUUUCUCCUGCGCAGUUUCAAGGACUUAGUCAUCAAUACCCCAGAAAUUGGAAUAGCAAAUACAAAUAGGUGAGAUAACACAAUCAACAUAUGGAAAGCCCUUCUAGAAGCUCUUCUAGGACAAGGAUUUCAUCUGUUAGGAUAUCCGCUCAAGGCAGGAGUUUCACCUAAGGGCACAUUUCUCCUUUCCUUAGUCCAUAUUUAUUUAAAUGGUCAUCUUAAAUUUAUUUCUUAAUAUUCCUUAUAGUCAUGUUGUAUGUACACAGUAAGAGAUAUGUUAAGCUUAUAGGGGGGCUCGCUCUCCUGGGGACAUCUUGCUAUAGGUCCCAGACUACAGUUCUCAGGCCAUAUUAGUCCUUCCUAACUCCAGCAGGGUCCUUGUCCAGACAGUUCUCUUUGGAUCAUUACGUAAUUUGUCCUUUGUCCCAUUUCGAUGCAGGGUAGCUCACAGCUUGCCCUGGGUCUGUCCAAGUUCUUUUGUUGGGAUCCUGCCUUUGGGGUGCUAGGAACUAAGGGCAGUUGAGGUUUAAAGAAAGUAAAUGUGACAGAUGCCCAGGAGUAAAUAUUAUUCAGAGCCAUUUAACUCCUAGGUUACAAAGCAUAGCAUCACUGUCUUCCUGUAUCUAUACAAAAAGGACAUUGUUCUAUAGUAAACUAUGCAAAGGACAUAAGGGAAAGAGAAAAGCAAUAUUUCACCUACAAACACAAAAUUUAGAAUCCUUAGAAGAAUCUGUUUUACAAGUCACAGGAUCUGAUUUAGGGGUAUAAGCAUAGGGGAAGCAGAGCACAAAGGAGAAACUAAAGAUAAAGUCAGAGGAAUAGGGAUGCCUCAGGAGCACUGUGAUGGGUGUAACCCAAAAAAACCAAACUCCCUGCAGCAAGAGAGAAAGGACAGAGGAGAAAGGACUAACCAAUGUUAUCCUAUGUUUAUGUGUGUGUGUUUAUGGCAAUAAACUCUCUAGACUUAGCAUCCCUUUGUAAAAUUUAUGGGUUUUGGCUUUUGAGUUCUAAAAAUGUAUGUAUCCAUACCAAAUUUCAAGAUAUUUAUGUUAUUUGUCUAUAGUCAAUAGUGUAACAUUUAAAAAAAAAUCCUACAAACCUGGAAAGAGACCCUAAAUAGACCUUUAGAAUAUGGAUGUUUUGACCAUAGGGAAAUCUUAUGGAGAAAUUUUGUUAAAUAUCCUCUGAGAUGUAUAUUUAAAGCUGAAGUGAAUAUUGUGGGCAAAAAGCAAGAAUAUAAGAUGGAGGUCAUGCAAAUGGAAAAUUAAGAAUAGUCCAUAUGGCAGAUUUUACUUAAAUAAUUAAAUAAGAAGGUGUAAUGAAAACAUACUUGUUUAUACUUCUAAUUAUAUAUAAUGGGAAUUUGGUCAUUUGGGUAGACCCAAAACAAUAAUACUUGACUCUUUAUAACAUCUGUUAACUUUUAGAAGAUUCAGGAAAUUAAGCUAGCAGGACCAUCUUGUAGAUAAGCUUAGUAGAAUGAAUUUUAUAAAACUCGAGGGCAUGCACAAUGGUGACGAAAAGCAAGGGAUGCUGAUAAAACUAUUUAUAAAAAUAUAAUACAAAACAUGCUUUAACUAACUUAUUAUCCCUUCCUUGCAUCUUUUCUUUCUUAUUAAAUUUUUGAAAUUUUAUUUAAGCACUGUGAUUUACUAAGUUGUUCACAAUACAGUUGUUUCAGGUCUUCAAUAUCCCAACAUCAGUCCCACCAACAAUGCACCCUUACUUCCACCACUGUUGUUACCUCGCAAGCCUUCUUCCUUAGCAGUAACAAUAUAUUUCACUUGAUUUAUUUCUAUUUUCGUUUUACGGCCAUACCCAGUGAUGUUCAGGGAUUACUCUGGAUCUGCACUUAGGAACCACUCCUACAGUGCUCAGGGGACCAUGUGGGAUGCCUGGAAUUGUACUCAGGUUGACUGUAUAUGAGGUGAGCACAUUACCCUCUGUACUAUCCAGUCCCCACAAAAUAGUUUACAUUAUAUUGCUUAUUACAACAUAUAUCUUGAAAUGAUGUUACUAAAGUACUAAAGUCAUUGAGGAUUUCCUGAGCUAUUAAGUGCUAAUUGAGCCUUCUGUGUUCUGUUUUCACGCUGAGAGUAGUGGGCUUCUAUGUGACUUUCCUGGUUCCUACUGGUCUGUCAACACUGUGAAGUUUGGAGUUAUGUGGCCACAAAAGCCAGGAACUUUGGAACUGGGACAAUUCAGCUGCCGUGGCCUCUGAGGAUGAGUCAUGAAGCCGGGCCAUUACAGUGGCGUUGGGAGCAAGAUAUGGGUGGGGCCUACGUUGGCUCGGGGUGAUCAGACCUACCUGAAAUGGCUCAGCUGCCAGCAUCUCCCUCCCCACGUACUCUCUUUCAUGUCUUAUUUUUUCUAUGUCUUCUCAUAUUCUUCUUUCUAACUCCCUAAAUAUAUCAAAGAGGUAAGAGAUACUGUGGAAUCAGAGAGACAGUACAGUAGGUAAAGAACUUGCCUUGCACGCAAGCCGGAUACCUGGGACUGCAUAUGGUCCCAUGAGCCUGGCUGAAAGUGAUCACAGAGCAUAAGGUCAGGAGUAAAUCUAUAGUCAGCUCUGGCCCCCAAAGUCAAAAGAGUAUUGCUAAAAAGCUUUUUCCAAGGCUUAUAAAGAAAGAGCAUAUAUGUAUGUAUAUAUAUAUGUAUAUAUACAUUUUGUAAAAAAUAUAUACAUAUAUAAAAUAUAUACAUAUAUAUGUGUAAAAGAGCAAAAUCCUCCUAAUCCUUCCUUUAAUUUUGAAGGAUAAAAACUCAUGAAAGAAGUAAAAUGAAGGAAGACUAAAAUAACAAAAAUUUUUAACUUAUUAAGACUAAAAUAUUUUGUAACAAAAUAAAUCUAGUCACUUAAACGAAUCACAAAUCACAAAAUCCCCAUUAAUAGUCGUUUUCUUUCUUGAGCGGGCUCAGUAACCUCUCCAUUCGUCCUUUCCCUGAGAUCUUAGAAGUCUCUCUCGGCUCCGCCCUCUCAAGGAUAUCGCACUGGCACUGGAGGCUCUUUCAGGGUCAGGUAAUGAGAUCCAGCUUGUUACUGGAAUUAGCAUAUGAAUACACCAUGGGAAGCUUGCAAGGCUGUUCAUGUGGGCAGGAAACUCCCACAAGCUUGCUAGUUUCUCCCAAAGGGAGAAGUAGGCUACAAGAUAUUGCUUCUGGGAGCUUGCUUUUAAGUCUCUGGGUGCUGACCGUUAAUGGAAUUACACACACCUGGGUUCCUCUGCCGGUACCUUCAUGCGUGAGGCCUGUCUGAACGUAUGGAGAGGGGCCUCGAGCAUGGCUGUAGCUAGGUUCCGGUGGUCUUCGGCCGCCGGGAGCUCUGCUCGGGUUGGGGAGGGAAGCUGGAGCCCAUCCCCUGUGAGGGGCCCCGGGGAAGACAGCCAGGCGUGCGGGCAAGAGACUCUCUGCACUUAAAUGCAGAUUAAAUACAAAUAAUCCUUACCAUUUAACCAGUUUAUACAGUUCAUUCCAAUUUAAAAUUGGGAUAUACCUUAAGACAUGUGAUAUCACCAAAGUAUGAAUCUUUUUCCACUAUAGUGUCCCUAAUUUUGUCCACAAGUGUUUCCACUAAAAAGCUCUAAAUUUGGCAUAGUAUUCUUGGGAAUUAUUAGCUAUCUUCCUGAAAAGCUUUAAAACUAGAGAGGUAUCAGUAGAGUAAUAAUGAAAUAAUCUGUGUAUAACAAUUUUUUUAUUUACAUUUCCUACAGUUUAAAUUCUUAAACAGUUUUCAGAGAUUAGGAACUUGGUCCAAAGGGGUGAAGUACAUGCCUAGCAUGUGUGAAGCCUGAGUUUGAGUGAAGGAACUAGCAUCUGCCAUGCUCCAUUUCCUAGCACCACUGGGUAGUGUCCUUUCCUUGCGACUAGCAAGACUGGCCGCUACCACCCCAAAGCAAGGACCCACACACCAAUUUUUCAGAUGAUGAGCCAGACAAGUAUUGGGAUACUAUCAUUGGAAGUGAUCCCUCCAUCCUCCACCUCAACAAUAGAAAAAAAAUUUUUUUGUACAGCAAUGGGAAUUUGGAAUGAGAAUGUAAAGGGGAAAGUGGAGAGAGACGGGCAGGAAGAGUACUAAAAGAAACUCAAGAAUCAGAAUUAUUAUUUUUUUUUCCCUUGAUGAGUCAAUAGGGUAGUCUGAUCCUAGAAGCCUUCCCUUGUGCUGAGGGACAAGUAACUGCAUGACUUUAUUUUCAGCCCGAAAAUUUCUCCAUUCUGAUAAGAGAAAAGAACAAGUAAUACAGGAUGAAUGGUUUGAAAACCCUUUGGGGAGAAGGUUGGUCCUGAGUUGAAUAAGUAGGUUAUUAAAUUUUAAUCUCUAAAGUACUACUUAUUUUUGCUACAUUAUAUAACAAAAAUUUCCUCCAUCAUAUUUGCCAAUAACACUACCAUUAGUGAAAUAAAUGUGGUAAAUCAACAAAUAGUAAAUGAAAAAAAAAUGGACAAAAAGUAAAUUAAAAAAAAGUGGUAAAUGACAGAUUCCUGUCAAUUAUUAACACAUACUUUUAAUUAUCUUGGGCUCUGAAUUACAAGGCUUAAAAACCUUAUACAAGUUUCAGUUAACUGCUAACAUUUACUGAGAUCUUUUCAGGAAGUCAGCUUAGCCUUGUUUUAUUUGUUGAACCAACUGACAGUGCUCAGGGCUUACUGCUGACAGUGCUCUGGGAAGCAUGGUGCAGGCUGAGCACAAUGCAAGGACCUGUCCCCCAAGCUUUGUAUUAUUUAGUGGUGUUAAUUAAAUCAUAACCAGAUGUAUACACAGUGUGUGUUCAUGAAGCUCCGAAGUAGAGAUUGGUUCAGGUGGUCUGCGGUCUGUUUUUGUAAAGUUCGGUUUGGUUUUGGAGUCACAACUGGUGGUGUUUAAGACUUACUCCUUCCGCUGAAAGUGGUGAUCCUCAUAGGACCAUAUGUACCAGGAAUUGAACCAGAGUCACUUGCAAGGCAAAUGUUUUCUGUACUGUUCUCUGGUUUCUAAAUAGAGUUUAACUGAAACACAGCUUUGUCCAUUUAGUUAUAUGCUUACACUGCUUAGGGGCUGGAGCGACAGCACAGCUGCUACAGCAUUUGCCUAGCACUCGGCUGACCCAGGUUCGAUUCCUCCAUCCCUCUCAGAGAGCCCGGCAAGCUACCAAGAGUAUCCCGCCCACAGGCAGAGCCUGGCAAGCUCCCCAGGCGUAUUCAAUAUGCCAAAAACAGUAACAACAAGUCUCACAAUGGAAACGUUACUGAUGCCCGCUCGAGCAAAUAGAUGAAGAACAAGACAGCAGUGCUAUGACGGCGACAAUUAAAUCAUAAAAAACAAUUCUGUGUGAAAUUUUAUUAUUCCAAUUUUAAAGAUGGACAAAUAAAAGCUUAGUAAAUUUAAGGAACUUGCUCUGACUGGCAAGCAAGGCGAGCCCCUGCGGUGGAGAGGACGGCCCCUGUGCACGUCCGCUCCCGUAGCCCCUGCAGCCCCCGCAGUGGAGAAGACGGCCCCUGAGCGCGUCGGCUCCGGCAGUCCUUGGCGUCCAUGAGCCCCAAUACUUUGGCGGCAUCCAAGGGUGAAGGAAAGGACUGCUGUCCCCACAGAGUCAUGGGCCGGCUACUCCCACAGCAUUGUGGCACACAGCACAGGUGCCGUUGUUGUCCUGAUAUUCCAGAUCCAGAGUGUGACAGGUACCGCUGUGGGCGCGUAACAGAGGUGAGUUUAGGGUCCAUGCAGGAGAGUGGACCGAUUUCAUGGACUUCUGAUUGACACCGUGCACAGAGAUCUGUCUUUUUCAGUGUUUGGAAUGAGGACCAGAGCCAGAACACUGGUUCCGGAUAUCUUUUUGCUUUCUGAACUCUCCAUUGGGCCCGCACACAGCUACCCGAUGGCCCAAUUCUGGAUCUCUGACAUCCGUUUCGAAACACAUGCCCUCAGGUGGCCCUUCAGAACACCUGCCUCGAUGGUGAGAAGGACCCUGGCUGGCUCUCCAGUGGAAAUUGAACCUUCCUAGGAAAUUAUAGUCCUUGAUGACAUUUUAUAGCUCUUCCUUUCAAUGAGAAUUGCCAUUUUAGCAUGUAACUUUUUACAGAAUCCUAUGCAAUGAUUCUAGAAUAUUGAAACUGUAUGAUGUGCUAAGAAUUUGUGACCAACAUUUUUAUAUAAAGACAGAUCCAAAACAACAUUUUUAUAUAAAGACAGACCCAAAACUUUUGAGAGGAACAAAAAGGGCUAAAAACCCACAAAACUUCCAAAAUAAAUUAAGAUGGAGAAUUCAAUGUCAGUUCUAUUUUAUUUUACGUUUUACCUUCUUAUUAGAAGUACUGUGAUUUACAUACUCUUAAUGAUGGUCCAACAUAAUUCCAACAUUGCACCCAUCACCUGUAUACCCACUUCCAUCUCUUAUGAAUCCCAGCAACCUUCCUUUUACCACAACCCCUCCAACUUAAUUGUGUAUAUUGGUUCUAUUGUAUGGCCUUUGGUCCUUUCUUCCGAGCUUUCUGUGUACCUUUAAGUGGGACAUAUGACUGAAAUCAUUCUGUAUUGAUCCUUUUCCAUCUGACUGACAUCAUUCUACAUGAUGUCCUAUAGCUGCAUCCAUCUUUCAGCAAAUUGCAUAAUUUUAUUCUUUCAUAAGGACUGCAUAGUAUUCCAUUGUGCUUAUAAACCAUAACUUGGUUCAUUCACCUGUAGUUGGGUAUUGAGUUGUUUCCAUGUUCCGUCUAUUGUGCUAAACUGAAGAUGCACAUAUCAUUUAAAAUUAAUUUUUCUACGUUUGUGGGUAGAGAUGCGAAGAAGUGGUAUUUGUUGUAUGAAGUUUCUAUGACUAUUUUUUGAGAGACCUUAAUUUUUCUCAAGCAUAUUUUAGUUCUAAAAUGCUUACUCUCCCUGCCCACUUUCCCAUGCAGCUCCAGACACAAACUUCUGGGAGAUAACUGUAUAAAAUUGUUAGAUGGAAAAGUUACUUUACAUGAGAUGGGACAUUACCAAGUAAUAUCAUCACAUCAGUGUUUUGAGAAUAACUUUUCAUUUGUUUUAACAUGCCUUAUGGUGAUAUGUGAAUUAAGAUUUUAGUAUCUUAUGCUUAUAUCAAUUGUGAAGAUAUUUGCUGCCCCUUAAGAAGAGUAAAAAAUUGUGAAUUGAGAGUUCCAACAAAUAAUUAGCUUAAUAAUAGUAAGAUGCAGCUUUAACCUUUUAAAAUUGUAUUUGUCAUUCAAGUAUUAUAGAGAAUAGUAGUAGAAAAUUAAGUUUGUUUGUUUAUUGAUUGAUUGAUUGAUUGAUUGAUUGAUUUGUGAGCCACUCCUGGCAAUGCUCAGGCCACUUCUGACUUUACACUUCAGGAUCACUCUUGGAAGUGUUUGGGGGCUGUAUUGGAAGCCAGCAGUUGAACCUGGGUCAAUUGCAUGCAAAGCAAGCACCUUAUCCACUUUACUAUCUCUCUAGCCCCAUAAAUAAUAGUUUAAUGAUGUAAGAUUGACUAUGGGAAUCUGUCUUAAAUUCUGUUUAAUAUUUUUAAUGUUACUUUAACAUUUCAGAGUGUUACAUCUCUAUGCUCAAAAAAAAUUGGAAUAUGUGAACUUAUCUUUAAAAAUAAUUAUUUUUAUCUUUAUUUAAAAUAUUUUAAUACUCCACUUAGUAAUUGACUUGGGAUGAUACUUGAGAUGAUGUGGAUUAAUGAGCUUCUUGGUUCUGACCAGAAAUGAAUAUGCUUUUCACUGUUAUUUAUACACAGAAAGAUGCAACAUGUUAAUUUUGAAAAUAAAUGGUGUAUUUUAUGUCUAUUUUAAUUUGUAAGUGAGUUGUUACUUUCAUUAACCACAAAUGUUUUAGUAUACAAUUAUAGAAUUCAUAUUUAUAAAAGUUGGUUUGUUCUAUUUAACUUAUUUAUUCCCAAAUAAUAAAAUUUAUUACCAUCA